AUGCCAUGGCCUGCUUGGCCGUCCAUAAAACGUCCUGUCCUCCGGUCGUUUCUGUCUUCUUGUUUCCAGUCUUCCUCUCUAUCCACCGUUGUCCAAUCCCAGCUCAGACCAGUACUCUUGUUGUCGAUAUCACUCACUCAGAAACUCAAACCCUUCCAACACUCUCACUACUUACACAACACCGUCACAAUGAAGUACUCUGCUGCUACCGUCUUCGCCAUCAUGGCCCUUGCCAAGGCCCAGUCCGUCUCCGUCCCUGGCGAGGAUCAGGUUUCUUCCGUCCUCGGCGAUGUCAGCAGCCGUGUUGAGAGCAUCGCCUCUGAGGCCUCGAGCCGAGCUGCUGAGGCCUCCGCCGGUGCCUCCUCCAUUGCCGAGGAGAUCUCCUCCCGUGUUGCCAGCCUCAGCAGCGCCGCCACUGCCACCGGUGCCUCCGAGACUGUCACCGAGACCGGCACCGUGACCGCUACCGGCACCGCCACCGAAGAGACCGAGACUGGCACCGCCACCGAAGAGACCGAGACCGGUACCGAGACUGGUACUGAGACUGGCACCGAGACCCAGAAGUCUGUCGACACGGCUGCUAUUGCCAGCAAGACCAGCGAGCUCGGCGACCGCAUCGCCAGCCUGAGCUCGAAGGUGACCAGCGCUACUGGCGAGGCCGCCGCCUCGAUCAGCUCUGAGAUUGCCGCUGCCACCUCUGAGAUCGGUGCCCUCGCCAGCAGUGCCACCGAGGGCAACUCGGGUGCCAUGCCCACUGCUGCCAUCGCCAUGGGUGCUCUCUUUGGUGGUGCCGCCGUCAUUGUCAACAUGUAA
Messenger RNA from Fusarium falciforme, 813 nucleotides. RefSeq lists its product as hypothetical. The transcript has 2 exons. Lineage: Eukaryota; Fungi; Ascomycota; Sordariomycetes; Hypocreales; Nectriaceae. Bases 1 to 813 code for a protein of 270 amino acids. The record is from RefSeq and is a predicted model, not a curated record.